AUGCAUUUCUUACUCUACACGACCUUUCUGCUGGUCAGCACAGCUAUGGCAUUGCAAAAUCCUCAUCGCAAGACUGCAUCUUUUAGAAACCCCGCCAGAUCUCGGCAGAAAAGAGAGCUUUCACCAUCUUCAGGGUUGCAGUAUCUGAAUAACCGAACGGAAGGCUAUCUAGUAAACGGUACUCAUUUCCCCCAAGUGCCGUUUGAUAUUGGCGAGAGCUACGCAGGUCUACUGAGCAAUACCCCACAUGGAAGCUCAAGUCUCUUCUUUUGGUUCUUUCCGUCGACAAAUCCGGCUGCUGAUAAGGAGAUCACAAUAUGGCUGAAUGGCGGACCGGGAUGCAGUUCCCUGGAUGGCUUGCUUCAGGAAAAUGGCCCCUUUCUAUGGCAAUCGGGGACCUACAAGCCUGUUCGAAACCCCUACUCGUGGUCUAAUCUGACCAACAUCGUCUAUAUUGAUCAGCCAGCCGGUACUGGCCUGUCACCAGGCCCGGCAACAGUGCAGGAUGAGAUCGAUGUGUCCAAUCAAUUUAAUGAUUUCUGGAAGAGGUUUAUUGAGACCUUUGGCAUGCAAGGAUACAAAGUUUAUAUCACCGGUGAAAGCUAUGCUGGACAAUACAUACCAUAUCUGGCGGCUGGAAUGCUUGACCAAAAUGAUACGACUCAUUUCAACCUGAAAGGCAUUCAAAUCAACGAUCCAUCCAUUAAUGAAGAUGGCGUCAUGAUCUACGCACCUGCGGUCGCAGCCUUAAAUUACUUUGACCGCAUAUUUGGUUUGAACGAAACGUUCAUGAAGGAUAUUAACGCCAAAUCUGAAAAGUGCGGCUUCAAUGGGUUCCUUGAAUCAGCUCUGAAAUUCCCACCACCAAAGAAUUUUCCCACUGCACCAGACCCCAGUCAAGGUGACUGUGACGUGUGGGAUCAGAUUGUCAAAGCAGCAACCUAUGUGAACCCAUGUUUCAACAUGUAUCAUUUGACAGACUUCUGCCCUUUUCUGUGGGAUGAAAUGGGCUUCCCAUCACUGGCUGGUGGGCCAAACGACUACUUCAACCAGAGUGCAGUUCAAGAGGCACUCCAUGUUCCACCCACCAACUAUGCUGUCUGCGGUGGGGACAUCUUCCCCAAUGGCGAUGGGUCAGUGCCAAGUGCCUUGGGUCCGCUCCCUAGUGUGAUUGAACGCACUAAUAACGUUGUUCUGGGACACGGGUGGCUUGACUACUUGUUAUUUAUGAAUGGCAGCCUAGCAACGAUACAGAACAUGACAUGGGGAGGAAAACAAGGAUUUCAAAAGGCGCCAACUGAGCCUCUCUUUGUGCCAUACACAGAUACUCUAGAUGAAAACGCCAAUGGCAAGGCAGAAUCGCCGUACACUGCCGAUGCAGGUGCUGGAAUUCUUGGCACGGCUCAUACAGAGCGCGGUUUAACAUUUACUACGGUCUAUGGCUCUGGACACGAGAUUCCUCAAUAUGUCCCCGGGGCUGCCUAUCGACAACUCGAAUUCCUCUUGGGCCGUAUCGACAGUCUUCAACAGAGGGGGUCAUAUACAACACUGUAG
Penicillium macrosclerotiorum is the source of this 1554-nucleotide messenger RNA. RefSeq lists its product as uncharacterized. Gene Ontology annotation, biological process: proteolysis. NCBI's taxonomy places the organism in Eukaryota, Fungi, Ascomycota, Eurotiomycetes, Eurotiales, Aspergillaceae. The coding region runs from base 1 to 1554 and encodes 517 amino acids. The transcript is spliced from 5 exons. The record is from RefSeq and is a predicted model, not a curated record. Gene Ontology annotation, molecular function: serine-type carboxypeptidase activity.